This is a messenger RNA of Blumeria graminis f. sp. triticale, 2703 nucleotides long. The record is from the annotation of a GenBank genome assembly. Lineage: Eukaryota; Fungi; Ascomycota; Leotiomycetes; Helotiales; Erysiphaceae.
AUGUUUAUUCGUGGCUCAUCUCCUGCUAUUUCAGAAAAUGAGUACGAUAUAACUGAGGCACUAGCAAUAUCUGGUGCAGAUUUGGGAGAUGCGGAAUCCGCCGUUAAAAAUAUUGGAACACUCGAUGCCAGCCAUAUCUUUGAUCUUGGGAUUGACAGCGAUGGCGAAGGGGACGGCAUGUUCAUUGCGGCAAAACAAGCUGCUUCAAAUAGAAAGAUUUCUCUUGCAAAAAGCAAAAGUAGCAAGAAGAGCGGAGGCUUUCAAUCAAUGGGACUUAGUUUACAUCUUCUAAAGGCUAUCAGUAGAAAAGGCUUCUCAGUUCCUACACCUAUUCAAAGAAAGUCGAUCCCUCUUAUUCUUGAAAACCAAGAUGUCGUUGGAAUGGCUCGCACAGGCUCAGGCAAGACUGCAGCUUUUGUUAUUCCCAUGAUACACAAGUUAAAGGCACACAGUACGCGGGUCGGUGCCAGGGCUCUAAUUCUAUCACCCUCUCGAGAACUCGCUCUUCAAACUCUAAAAGUAGUCAAGGAACUCGGAAAAGGAACCGAUCUAAAGUGUGUUCUACUAGUUGGAGGUGACAGCCUGGAAGAACAAUUCGCAUCAAUGGCAACAAAUCCAGAUAUAAUUAUUGCGACACCCGGUCGCUUUCUACAUCUUAAAGUUGAGAUGUCCCUGGAUCUUUCCUCGGUGAAGUAUGUGGUAUUUGAUGAAGCUGAUCGCUUGUUCGAAAUGGGAUUUUCAACACAACUCACUGAAAUAUUAUAUGCCUUACCUAGCUCAAGACAAACCCUUCUCUUCUCAGCUACAUUACCCAAGUCACUCGUUGAAUUCGCCCGGGCCGGGCUUCAGGAGCCUAGUCUCGUUCGCCUUGAUGCUGAAAGUAAGGUCUCUCCUGAUCUUGAGAACGCAUUUUUUUUCGUUAAAAGUGCUGAGAAAGAGGGCGCGCUGCUCUACAUUCUGAGUAGUCUAAUAAAGAUGCCGACUGGUCAGCCAAAAGUUCAUGUAAAUACUGAAGGAGAGAAUAAGAAGCGAAAAAGGAGCGAUGAAAGCGGAUCGAGAAGAAAGCCUACGGAGCACUCGACAAUAAUAUUUGCGGCAACUAAGCAUCAUGUUGAUUACCUAGCCUCGCUGCUACGCCUCGCUGGCUACGCUGUUUCUCAUGCCUAUGGAGCUUUGGACCAGGUUGCUAGGAAUACUCAGGUUGAAGACUUUCGGACUGGUGUAACUAAUAUACUUGUCGUCACAGAUGUAGCUGCUAGAGGUAUAGAUAUUCCUAUUUUGGCAAACGUUGUUAAUUACGACUUUCCAUCCCAACCGAAAAUUUUUGUCCAUCGAGUAGGUCGUACUGCAAGAGCUGGCCAACGAGGAUGGAGCUUUAGUCUUGUGCGAGAUACGGAUGUUCCAUAUCUCCUUGAUCUACAACUUUUUCUCGGUAGAAGACUACUAGUUGGCGAAUGCAGUGACUCUUCGCCAAAAUACAAUGAAGAUGUUGUCGUUGGUGCUCUACCUAGAGAAGGUCUAGAAGGUGAUACUGAAUGGGUCACCAAAAUAACUCGAGAAAGCGAUGAUUUGGCAGCACUCAAAUCUGUUGCUGUCAAAGGAGAGAAACUCUACAUAAAAACCAGAAACUCAGCAUCAAGUGAAAGCGUCAAGAGAGCCAAAGAAAUUAUCGAUUCACCAGGCUGGUCACAACAAAAUAUUCUUACCUUGAAUGAGAAGAGCAGUCUAGAACAAGCCCGUUCGGACAUGCUUGCCCGCAUUAGCGGCUUUAGACCACAAGAAACUAUAUUUGAAGUUGGUCCUAAGGGCAAGGCUGGAAAUUGCGAAUUCUCUGAUAUGAUGAAAUGUAGACGGAAAAAGAUUAUACCACGGAGGCAUAAAGAGGAGGAUAAAAAAUUGGCAGCAACGGAUCAUAUAGCUACGUUUAGUGACGAUGAUAACCCCCAGAGGACCAAGGUGAACGGGGACGAAGACUUAGAAUUGGAUGAUGCUUCGGAAGAUGAAAUCGAGAUCACAUUUUCAAAAGUUCGACAAAAGGGCAAAGGGCGGUCACUUUUGUGGAAAGAUACCGAGAACUUUAUGUCAUACACACCGAAGACUGUCAACGUAGCAGAAGAACGAGGUUACGGAGUGCACUCAGGGCAAGACAACAAUUUUAUGGAGGCUGCAAGAAAUGUCGUUAUGGACUUGAACAACGAUGAUGGUGGUAAAUCCUUUGCGGAGCCGUCUCGGACCAAAGGAAUGCGAUGGGACAAAAAGAACAGCAAGUAUGUCAUGCGUGCCAACGAUGAGGAUGGUUCGAAAGGAGCCAAGAUGGUUCGAGGGGAGAGUGGCCAAAAAAUUGCGGCCAGCUUCCAGAGUGGCCGCUUUGAUCGCUGGCGUAAAGCCAAUAGACUCGAUCGUCCAUCGCGGACAGGUGAGGCUGAAAAACCUUCAACCCUCAAUACAGGUCGUGGGCAUGGUACCGGCGCGCGCUACCGGCAUCGCCAAGAAAAGGCGCCAAAAGAAGCCGAUCGUUAUCGGGACGACUACCAUGUGCGCAAGAAGCGGGUGGCCGAAGCCCAAGAGAAGAGGGUGGGGAAGUGGAAGGAUGGCGCAGGCAAGGGAGAGACACGUACACCAGAUCAAAUACACCGUGAGCGCAAGUUGGCUGAACGCAAGAAGGCCAAGAAUGCUCGGCCAAGUCGAAAGGGCCGCAGCUAG